Penicillium salamii is the source of this 1632-nucleotide messenger RNA. Lineage: Eukaryota; Fungi; Ascomycota; Eurotiomycetes; Eurotiales; Aspergillaceae. The record is from the annotation of a GenBank genome assembly.
AUGCCUCCCCGAAGCUCUCUGACCAGCUCUUUCUCGGUGACCGAUGCCAAUAAUGAGGUGGUCUGUCCCUUGAAGAAUAACGACAGUUCCAAUUGUCGGAAACGAUGUCUGGGGGAAAAGCGUUAUCGCUCCAUGCAGGAGCACAUUCGACGUGCGCAUCCGAAUCACUACAUUCCGAAGCUCCCGGCGACAGAGGAAAGCUUCUUGAUGAUGGUGAACACCCCGCUCGAACAACGAGCCCAGCUGUCUCCUCCGGAACCCGCCCAGCCUAGGCGGCCUCAUGAUGUGGCGCCGGAACGAGACAUCUACGUUGCGGAUGGCUCUCCCGCCACCCCUCGAGCUCUCGAUGAACCCCACCCCGCUGCGGCCACGGCAGCAGUUGCGCUGGCACAAUUGCACCAUCACCGCCUGGCUUCGGACUGGGAUACAGAUAUGGAAACCCAUUCUGACACCGACCUGAGCCACCCUCAUAUGCGCUCGACCAUCGAACUUCCCCCACUUCGCGAUCAUUUCAAACAGGAGUCUCUUACACCUUUCGCCCGGCCCCGCGAAUUGCUUCCAUCCAUUCUCAACCAUUCUCCGCCCGGUCGCUCGUCAACGUUACCACCGAUCCAGCGCAGAGAUAAGAUCUCCCGGCCGCGCAAAAACUCCAUCUCGCAAUCGGCCCGGAAGCCGAGACAAGAUCGACCCAACUCCAAGGAAUUUGCGCGGCGGCCAAGCCUGGGCGACCGCAAAGCCCUGUCGGCAGAGCCGCAAACUGCGGCAUGGGCGCAAGGAAAGCGCUGGGAGGAUUUGAUCGAAGCCGCGACGUCCGCGACAGAGGCUGAUGAUGAGCGUUAUUCAGAGGUGAGUUCGAGUACCGAGUCUCCAUCUGAUUCAUGGCUGAUUGUGCAGGCUGGUCGGUCUCCAACGAUUGCCCCACUACUCUCCAACGUGACGUCUGCUCCUGGCGUGAAAAGUCGGUCUUCGCUACCACCCGCCUUCCAAUCCACAGGGCUGCCUCCCAUUUCAUCGCACCGGCCAUUCCCACCGCAUCACUACGCCGCUUCGCCCUUGCACAAAGCAUUGACCCCUCCACCGUUCGAGAACCACCGCAGCCGCGACAGCGACCUCGAACCAUUCCCAUCCAUUGAAUCCUCACUCGAUUCCAUGUCCUCGGCAUCUGGCACUGGCAGAAAUUUUGCAUCGUCUAUCUCAGGAGUUGCGCCAUCCAUCAACUCCGACGGUAGCCCAACAAUGAAUUUGAUCCCACCCAUUUCUCAGCGCCAACACCAUCGGUUCUCAAAUCCCACACCCGCCUCUUUCCGCAAUAAAGAGGUGCAGGUGUUUUGCGCCCAUUGCAAACGACCCUCGGCCUUGAAUGAGUGCUAUGCCUGUACAGAAUGCAUUUGUGGAGUCUGCCGAGACUGUGUGGGCAUGUUCAUCUCCAGUCCACCCGCUUCAUUUAGGACCCCUGGCAACGGACUUCUACACAAUAUGCAGCAGGGGCCAACCAGUUACCCAGGUCCUCGUGGGUGCCCGCGGUGUCGAACAGUUGGUGGAAAGUGGAAGGCUUUCCAAAUCGACAUCAAAAUCCGUGAUUCUGGAUCCUCCCAGCCCCAGUUUCGGUGCAGGAUUCCGACAAGAUACUAA